UACAUCUUCAUGUCUUUCGGCUCUUUCCUUCAAUUUCUUACAGCACCUUUAUUACACAAAUAUAUAUUUAUUGUUUGUUGUGGAUCGCGAUCCUCGCGGCGUUUCUAAGUAACCGAUUGUCAUUUACCUUAGAUACGUGCGUCUUUGCAAGGAUUACUCAAGCGGCGUUAAGGUUGUUAUAGAAAAAGUGCGAGAAUCUUUAUAGAGUAUUAAAUCUGAUCGAUUCAUCAUCGGAAAUCGAUAUUAUGCCGCUUCAACUCGAAACGAGUGAAAAAGCUUGCGACGAUAAUGAGCGAUGUGUCACGAAAUAUCAAAACACUUAUCGCAUGGAGCCGCAGAAUCCGUUCAAAACCGAUCCGGUGGACAAGAUUGUAAGAUCGGUAAUGAACAAUCGUUUGGACGAGGUCACGUACGAUGAUGCGGAGGUCACGAAAUUAUGCGGCGACAUUGCCACGGAAAUACGGCGACGCGUAAAGAAGCUCAACUUCGAUAGGUACGUUAAAGCUGAUGGUUUCCGUUUCUGGGAAAGAAAAGGGGGAAAGGAAAAAGACACUUUUUUGACAUAGUCGUUAUUUAACGGAAUGAUUUAAAUAAUAGGAACGUAAUUGUAGUUGAAAAGAGGUGUAUCCCAACAAAUUUCUAAAACAUUCCUCAAGACUCGCUAAUAUUAUCGAACGCAAGUAUAAGUGUUUGGCUUUCGAAUAUUACGAAAAUUUCGUUGAAUAUUCGAAAAAGUGUCUUUCUUUUCAGACACAAGAUUAUCGUGACGGUGACAAUAAUCGAGAAGACCAGUCAGUCCGCGGAAACGACUCUCGGUUUCCUG
Molecule: messenger RNA, 823 nt
Organism: Vollenhovia emeryi
Lineage: Eukaryota; Metazoa; Arthropoda; Insecta; Hymenoptera; Formicidae
Product: tctex1 domain-containing protein 3-like
Exons: 2
Coding region: 246-566 (106 amino acids)
Source: RefSeq, a predicted model, not a curated record